ACCCCGCCCAUCCGCCGCUGCCUCCGGAGCCUGGUCAGGUGUUCGUUGUACAGCGACGUAAACUUUACAUUUGAGGGAGGAAAAAAAAAAAAAACAACAACCCCAAACUGAUUGGAUUUGGUGUCCGGACAAACACAGUUAAGGCCAUGCUCAGACGGAUACUUCAAAUGACUCCUGGAAAGGGAGGCUCCCAGAACGCGGAGUCAGAGCAGCCCAGCACAGACCUCAACCAUGAUCAGACGUCUGAGGGCUUCAUCUGUCCUCAGUGCAUGAAGUCUCACAACUCUGCAGAGGAGCUGUUCAAGCACUAUGAUCUGUUCCACGAUACUGGAGACCUGCCCGCUCAUGUGGCCCCCACUCGGGAAGACCUGACAAUGCUGCGGCAAGAGGUUCAAGAUCUGCAUGCUUCUCUCAAGGAGGAACGAUGGUUCUCCGGAGAACUCAAGAAGGAGUUGGACAAAGUCCAAGGACAACUGAAGCAAAACGACGGACAGAUGGACUCAGAAGAUUCAGUCCUUGAAAGGAAGUUGAAUGAAGCGGAGACUGAAAAGUUCAACAUCAAGCAGAUGAAAGACCUGUUUGAGCAGAAGGCUGCCCAGCUGGCCACAGAGAUAGUAGACUUAAAGUCCCGCUAUGAUGAGGAGAAGAGCCUUAGGGAGGCUGCCGACCAGAGGCUCGCCAAAUUGAACGAACAGCUACAUAAGGAGAAGCAGGAGAAUGAGAGACUCCAAACAGAACUGUUGCAGCGACCGGGAGUGGAGGAUGUGGAGGUACUACAGAAGGAGCUGGUGCAGGUCCAGACUCUGAUGGACAGUAUGACCCGUGAGAGGGAGGAGGAGUCUGAACGCCUCAAAAGCCACUACGAGGAGCUGCAGGCUAAUUAUACUACCUCAGAGAUUCGUAAACUUGAGAUGACCAUAUCCCAACUCAAAGCAGAGCUGGAGAAGGGCCCGCAGGAAGCAGCCGUCUACACACAACAGAUCCACCAGCUGCAGAGCAAUCUGAAUAAUUUGCAGCAGCAAAGCCAGAGCCUAUCUGAAAAGCUUGCACGUAAGGAGAAAGAGUAUCAGGAGCUGGAGGAGCGUCUGGGAGCUGAGAAGGCUGCCAAGAAGGGAGUUCAAAGCAGCCUGAGGGAGAGGGAGCUGGAGGUUCAAGAGCUCCAGGCUCGGGCCACAGGGGCCGAGGCCUCCCUGCAGAAGGCCCAGGCAGAGCUUGGAGAGCGGACUGAGGAGGUUGUGAAGUUGAAGAGUGAGAUUGGAGACCUGGAGGUGAAGCAUGCAGAGCUGAAGGUUGAGAGGAAACAGUUGGAGCAGCAAAAGGAAGAAAAAGAGAGCCACGGUGCUCAGCAGCAGACUGAGAUCAGUCAGCUGCACGCCAAACUGCUGGAGGCGGAGAGGCAGCUGGGCGAGGUGCAAGGUCGUCUUAAAGAACAGAGGCAGCUGUCUGGGGAGAAGCUAAAAGACCGCGAGCAGCAAGCAGCCGACCUGCAGCUUAAACUGUCCCGUGCAGAAGAACAGUUAAAGGAGAGUGCUGGUAAGAACACAGACCUGCAGCACCAGCUGGAGAAAGCCAAGCAGCAGCACCAGGAGCUGCAGGCGCUGCAGCAAAACACCAAUGGCAAACUCCGCGAGGCUCAGAAUGACCUGGAGCAGGUGCUGCGUCAGAUUGGAGAUAAGGACCAGAAGAUCCAGAAUCUGGAGGCUCUGCUGCAGAAAAGUAAGGACAUUGUGAGCCAGCUGGAAGCCGAGAGAGAGGACUUGUGUGCCAAGAUCCAGGCUGGGGAAGGAGAGACGGCUGUGCUCAACCAGCUAAAAGAGAAAAACCAUGCACUACAAGAACAGGUCACACAGCUGACAGACAAGCUGAAGAACCAGUCAGAGAGCAACAAGCAAGCCCAGGAUAACCUCCAUGAGCAGGUCCAGGAGCAAAAGACCCUGCUGCGUUCAGCCCAAGACCGAGCCCACACCCUGGAGACCUCAGUCACUGAACUCACCGCUCACCUCGCAGACAGCAAGGAGAAAGUAGCUCAGCUGGACGCUCAGCUGAAGGCAAAGACAGAGAUGUUGUUAUCUGCAGAAGCAGCCAAGGCUGCACAGAAGGCUAACCUGGAGAACAACCUGGAGACUGCUCAGCAUGCUUUGCAGGACAAGCAGCAGGAGCUGAAUAAAGUCCAGAAGAAGGUCGAGGAGCAGGCCCAAAGGCUCAAGGAGAGACAUGAGCAGAGCACACAGCUAGAAACCAGUCUGAAGGAAUGCAAAGACAAACUAAUGGCCUCAGAACAGCGCAUAGAGCAGCUGGAGGGACUCAAUAAGAAAUUGGAGUCACAGGUUGGGGAGUUGCAGGCGACACGAGACCAGGUGCAACAAGAAGUGCAGAAGCUGCAGAAGGAGGGGUCAGAGGUUAAACGGAAAGCCAAGGAGCUGCAGCGCUCGCUGGAGACAGAGAAAUCAGGGGCUACAACACUACAAGAGGAACUAAAUAAAAAAGCAGCCGCUUUAAGUGACAUUCAGGCUCAGCUGGAGCGCAGUGAGCAGGACAAAGUGGCUCUGAAAGUGAACCUGGACAAGGUGACCCAGGAGGGAAAUACUAAGCAUGCAGAACUGGACAGAAAAGCUCAGAGCCUGGCAGCAGACUUCCAGAAGGCCCAACAGGAGAAAGAAGCUCAAAGAAAGGAGCUUGCCACUACCCAGGAGAACUUAGGAAAGGCUAAUAAGGCACUGAAAGAGUGUCAAGGUCAGCUGGACACAGAGAGGAAGAACCAUAAGUCCGCCAUGGGGGAGAAGGAAAAGUCCAAUGAAAAGGCCAAACAGGAGCUUCUUAAGAAUAACGAGGCCAUCACCAAGGCAAUGAAAGACUCUAAAGAGCAGUUGGAGCAGAUGAUAGAGGCAGAGAAAAAGUUGAAAGCGCAGCUGACCACAGUGAAGCAGCAGAACUCAAAGACUCAGGAGGCACUGAAGGAAAAAGAGAAUCAGUUGGAGAAGCUGCGGGCACAACUAAAGACGGCCCAGGGGUCCUUUGAGGAGGACAUGAAGAAACUGAACAGCCAAGUGAUGAAGUUACAAGAAGUUAAUGUCAAGAAGGCAAAAGAAGAGAGUAAGCUGAGGGCGCAGGUGUCAGGGUUCAGCCAGGAGCUGGCCUCUGAGAAGAGUCGGGCGACAGAAGUACAGAAGGCCUUAGAGCAAAGCCAAGAAAGCCUCACUAAGCUUCAGUCUGACUUCUACGGCAAGGAAUCUGAAGUCUCUGCCAUGCGUCAAGACCUGAAGGCAUCUGAGGAGAAGCUGAACCUGGCUCAGGAAGAGCUGGCUGCUAACCGAACCCAUCAGACAGGUUUAGAGUCCCAGAUCCAAGAACUGCAGACGGGCCACGGCUCAUUGCAACAGGAGCUGGCAAAACGUGACCAGAAGCUCCAACAGCAAGAGCAAACCCUGAAGGAACUACAGAAGCAACAGGGUCAAGUAAAGGAGGAAUUGGAGAAAGAGAGGAGUAAAGUGGAUGAGCUGAACAAAGCCAAGAGUGUCCUGGAAAAGAACAACACAAGGCUGACUUCAGAAUUAAAAGUAUUCACAGAGAAGAGCGAGAAGGAGCUAGGUGAGUUGCGGGAAGCCAAACAGCUGUUGAUUCAGCAGAAACUGGAGCUGCAGGGUCAGGUGGAGGCAGCACAGAGUGCCCUCGAGCAUGAGCAGAAAGAGCACCAGGCCACCAGGGACAGCAGGAGCCAGAGAGAGGAGCAGCUUCUCGCCCAAACCAAGGAUUUCCAGGAUAAAUUGUUGGCAGAGAAGCGAGCCAGAGAAGAGCAGGUGAAGCGUGGAGAGGAGGCGGAAGCGAAGAUGGGUGUGCAGGUGACGGCUCUGAAUGAAAACGUGGCCACGUUGAAGAGAGAGUGGCAGGGCAGCCAACGGAGAGUCGGUGAGCUGGAGAAGCAGAUAGAUGAGCUGAGAGGAGAGAUCGCUGUCCUGGAGGCCACCGUCCAGAACAACCAGGACGAGAGACGGGCUCUUUUAGAAAGGUGUGUAAAGGGCGAAGGGGAGAUAGAGAAACUGCAGGCCAAGGUGGUGGAGUUGAGGAGGAAGGUGGACGACACGACGGCAGCCAUGCAGGAGCUCGGCAGAGAGAACCAGUCGCUCCAGAUCAAGCAGUCGCAGUCUCUGACCAGAAAGUGGGCCGAGGAUCACGAAGUACAGAACUGCAUGGCCUGUGGGAAGGGCUUUUCUGUUACUAUCAGGAAGCACCAUUGCAGACAUUGCGGAAACAUUUUCUGCGCCGAGUGUUCAUCGAGGAACGCUCUCACGCCGUCCUCUAAAAAGCCUGUACGGGUCUGCGAGACAUGCUUCGAGGAGCUCCAAGGCUGAUUGCCCGCUCCCAUCCCUUUCCCUCUCCCAAAACCAACCCUGCUCUUUGCUUCCCUUUCCCUCCCCAUUCCUUACUCCAGCGGGCAGAAGAAGGCGUGUCUUUGUCAUAUUUUAAUGUGCACUAUAAAGGACAGACCCAGUGCAAAACCUCCCACCUGCAUGUGACUCCUGGCUCUGGUGUGGAGGGAAAUAACUGGAAAGGUUUUAAUGAAGACUCCAGAGUCAUGUGAUGGGAAUUUGGUGGGAUUGGUUGGGAUUGUCUGUAUCUGUUUUUGUGCCUUUGCUACUCCUGUGGACUGCCAGAGUGGAGACAGUGAGAACUAAACACCAUCCAUCUCUUUUAGGUUCAUAUUCACAUUCUCCAUUGUUGUUUGGCAUCAUUAGCAAUUGCAAGGUGGUUGCUCUGUAUGUUGUAAUAUGUUUGGCAUCAGGAGGUGUAAGGUCAGAGUGACUGGGGAAGUAAAUAUUGUAAAAGUGAUGUUGAAAAUCACUGCCGCCCUACAAAGGUAAAUGCAAGUACCUAUUUUGUCAAAGUGACAUAUUUUCUGUGUAUAACUACAUCAAUCUGAUCAGUCAGAAAUUCAAGUUUAGAUUUUUAUAGCAAGAAAGUGAAUCAGUAAUUACAAAAAUAUUUUUAGAUAUUCUUUCAGUUUAACUGAUGCACUGUAUUUAAUGUGUGUAAUGCAGAUUUGUGAACACAAAGGUGUGUUAAAAAAAUUUUAUUUUUCAGGAACCUGCUUCAAAUUUGCCUACAGGAACUCAUUAUUUGUGCUUAAACAGAAUUACACUUGGUCGACAGUUCAUUUGGCCCCAAAACAAGGCAACUAACGCAGCUGUAAAGUGGAGAUUUUCCAUUUAAAAAAUAUGUAUUAUGUAUUAUAUUAUCCAUGCUGGUAAAAGGCACUAGAUCCUUUAUUGUUAAAAUUGUGUUAUCAGUAUAAUACAGAGAAAGGUACCCACAGCUUGAGAUUGUAGGGUCAAGCGUCAUUUCCCGUAUUAUAAAUCUUCAACUGUAAACAAUUCAUCAGUGGAUUUAUGCACCAGCGAUUAUCUGUACAGGACUUGAGAUCAACCAUGACGUCAAAUCAGUUACUGCAGUUUCCUUUGUGCGGCAGCGUGUUUGUGUUAUUUGUUGAAAUUAAUGUUUUUAGCCUAAUUUCAUGACCAAAGAAUGUCUGCAGCAGGAAUACAGCCGAGAUGAAAACCCAGAGUUUGCUUCAUAUUUCAGUAUUUUUCUAAGUGUCUCUUUGAAAGCUUUUCAGUUUUAAAUGACAGGGUCCUACAUUUUUAUCUUGAACACAGCAUGUAUGAUGACAUGAGAGGCUUUUUUUAUGUACAGUCAGUUAUUGUUUUGCUGUGCCACAUUUCUCUUUGCAUGUUGAUUUCUGCAAAUUUUGGUGCUUUCUGCAGACUGGUGAUGCAGUCAUUGAAGAUGCCUGCAUGUUUAUUUUAAUUUUUGUUUUUUCUCCUGCUGCUCAUCUCCGCUCAACAGCACUGACUACUGCUGGAGCCGUGUGUGUCUGUGUGUGUGUGUGUGCGCGCGUUUGAAGCAAUAAAUGUGGCAGUGUGUGACGUUGCUGUAACAGAGUGUGUGUUUUAGUGUUUUUAGGCCUGCUGUUUGUCUGCUGAGACGCACUGUACGAAUGUUGGCUGCUCAGAACCUCAGUAUCUCUCUGGCACGUUGUUCGGGGAUGUCGGUGCUGCUUUCAGGUGGCGGCAGUUACCUUCGGUUAUCUGUUCUGCCCGUUUGCAGCUGAGGACACUGUAAAAGUUAAUUCCUGCUUUGUAUAAUUUAUAAUUGUUGACAAACAUUGGUAAGAUCUUUUUGUGCAAUUGUCUAAAGACUGGAGCAGGCGGAAACACUGUAAGCCAGGUGACAAUGCAGGCUGUUCUGGCAUUUUGCAAACAAGCAGCUUGUUUCAGACGUUGGCUUACCAAAUUAGCUCUUUCUGCUUGUAUGAAAAAAAAAAAAAUCCAUCUCAGUUGCAAGCUCCCAAGAACACCUGUCUCUUUUUGUGUUGCAUUGGUUUUGUUAUGUCUACCUCAGAUUGGCACAGGAAAAGCACUAUUUCUAAACCAUAGAGAUCACAAGUAUUGUGUCAUUGCCUGCAUUUGAUCAAGGAUUUGUGAUUAAUCUAUCAAGCUGUACAGUCCCUUACAACCUAGAGAGAUGAUUUGCACCUUAUUCUAUUCUGGGCUCGUACGUAUGAGAACCCAGCCACAGACAUAGGACCACCAACUUUAUACAGGCUUCAGCAUUUCUAGCCCUGAUGUACUUAACUGCUCAUUAAUACUAAGGCUGUCAUAAUUAUCUUUGUAAAUGUUUGUAAUGAAAGAGAGAAAAAGGAAAUGUAUAACACUUGUGGAAGUAGAAACAUGACAAGAGUGAAAAUGUGUGUGGACUCAUCAGUGUCUUACUCAUUUUUACAAAAUGGCACCACAGACCUGUGCACACUGAAUUGUGGCUUGCUUCGUGUUGCUGUCAGUUAUCAUGCAUGAUGACCUAACUGGCCUGUGGCUCACACGUUUUCUCCAUGUUUAGAGUCAUCAUAUUUGAUGGUCGUGAAGGUGUGCCUUAGGCCAAUGUCUUGUCGGUCACUGCUCACUGUUAGUGGUGACAUGCACCAUGUAUUUACCACAGUUGGGGGUGACCUCCGUUCACCUGAAGGGAUGAAAGAAAUAAUGUAGUUUUUGUUCACAUGCACUAGUUGAUUUUCUAAUUCAUCAUCAUGACAAAACCUAAAUAAAACCUACAGUAUGUUUCUA
This is a messenger RNA of Dicentrarchus labrax (European seabass), 7115 nucleotides long. It is a transcript of the gene eea1, whose product is annotated as early endosome antigen 1. Gene Ontology annotation, molecular function: metal ion binding; 1-phosphatidylinositol binding. The transcript has 30 exons. Gene Ontology annotation, biological process: endocytosis. The record is from RefSeq and is a predicted model, not a curated record. Bases 147 to 4349 code for a protein of 1400 amino acids. Gene Ontology annotation, cellular component: early endosome. Lineage: Eukaryota; Metazoa; Chordata; Actinopteri; Moronidae.